This is a messenger RNA of Silurus meridionalis, 2473 nucleotides long. It is a transcript of the gene ngef, whose product is annotated as neuronal guanine nucleotide exchange factor. Gene Ontology annotation, biological process: activation of GTPase activity. Lineage: Eukaryota; Metazoa; Chordata; Actinopteri; Siluriformes; Siluridae. The coding region runs from base 239 to 2461 and encodes 740 amino acids. The record is from RefSeq and is a predicted model, not a curated record. The transcript is spliced from 16 exons. Gene Ontology annotation, molecular function: protein binding; guanyl-nucleotide exchange factor activity.
GAGAGACAGAGAGAGAGAGAAUGAGGGUGAGACAGUAAGACAGUGAGGCAGAGGAAACGGUGGAGGAGGAGGUGAGACUGACAGAGUGAGACUGGAAGAACAGAUUUACUUACUUAUAACUCGAGAACGAAAGCAAACAUACAAACAAUACUGACACAGAAAGUGAGGACUGUGGAACGGUGAUCAUUUAACACACACACCAGAUGGAGAUUGUGCCAUUCCGGUCUCAGAGACACUGAUGCUCUCUGGGCUAGAGGGCAGUGCAAUGGCAAUUGCAGCCCUGUUCCGGGGCAAAUGGGGUCAGAAGGGACACGGUCUCAGUACAAAAGCUGCCCCAACAGCCUCUCUUCCCAAUCACCGUGAUGAUGAGGAUGACGAUGAUGAAGAGCAGUUGAACACACAAGCACCAAUCAGACGCAACUCUCGUUUUUAUCGUUCCAUGAGGAAGAAAAGACACGCACAAGGUCACACCCAGGAACAAAAUGGCUCCUCCCACUCACCCAGAGCACCACGUGACUCCAGUAGGACCAGACCUGCAAUCAGAUCUCCACUAACACACACACCCCGCUCUUCAUCGCCUCCACGUUAUGGAGAAGCGUUGCCAGGCAACGAGAGCAGCAGAGAGGGCGGAGCUUCCCCUCGGUUGGCGUUAGAGACGGGAGAUUGGCGGCUCAGAGGAGAGAUGGAGGAACUGAGCACACACACGAGUCGAGCCUGCAGCAUGCAGGACAACACAAACACUCACACACACCACACUGUCAACGCACACAAUAACACAAACAGGAUGGUCACGAGCGGAGAGACGGCGCGUGAGAACUUCAGCUACAGCUUGAACAUUAUGAAGAAUGUUGAGUUCCUGUAUCAGGAGUAUCGGGAUACUUCAGAACAGCAGGAAAUUGAACAGAGGAGGCAAAGAGAUGCACUUCCUGAACAAAGCCUGGAGGUGGAGUCAGGAGUCACCACAGGGUCAGGGGUUACAGCAGGGUCUGGAGUCACAGCCCCUGCACUGCAGUUACAGCUGCGUAACUCGUCUCGCUCUCUGACCCUAUGGCAAAAUCUCGAGGCCGUGCAGGAGAGCGGCCUUUUACACACACUCACUCAACGAGAGGUCAUACUGCAGGAGGCUAUGUUUGAGUUGGUUACGUCUGAGGCGUCGUAUUAUAAAAGUCUGGAACUUUUGGAAUCUCAUUUUCUGCAGAACCAACUGCUCAUUAACACUCUCAGCCAAUCAGACAUGCAUUUCCUGUUCUCCAACAUCGCUGAGGUCAUGAAAGCCAGCGAGAGGUUUCUGAUGGAUCUGGAACAUCGGAUCGAGGAGUCACUGCAGAUCUCUGAUGUCUGUGACAUCGUUUAUCAUCAUGCCGUUAGCCAUUUCGACGUCUUCAUCAGUUAUGUUAUUAACCAGGUUUAUCAGGAGAAGAACUACAGACGCAUCCUACAGGAGAAUCCUGUUUUCAGGGAGAACAUGGCCAUUCUGGAGAAUCAGCCAAAAGUCAGAGGUCUGUCAUUCACCUCGUUCCUGAUUCUUCCAUUCCAGCGAAUCACACGACUCAAACUUCUAGUGCAGAACAUUCUGAAGAAGGUGGAAGAGAACUCCGAGAGAGAAAGGAACGCUAUAAAGGCUCACCAAGAGCUUGAGAGGAUUGUGAAGGAGUGUAAUGAAGGUGUGAAGAAGAUGAGUCGUACAGAGGAGCUGAUUAGCAUUGAGAAAACUCUGGAGUUCAAAUCGAAGUCAGUGCCAGUGAUAUCUCACUCUCGGUGGCUCCUAAAAAAGGGCGAGGUUCUGCAGAUGUCCGGGCCGAAAAGCACGCGCACUAUGAAAAGCCGAAAACUUUUCCAUUCCCUUUACCUGUUCCUGUUCAACAACCUGCUACUCAUUACUAAGCGCAGCUCCAGUGGGGAGAAGUUUCAGGUGUUGGACUCGUGCAGUCGCUCCAUGUUGAGGACUGAGGAUAUGGAGGAUCAGGGUCAGGUUCUGGCUUUUGCAUUUGUGCUCAAACUGCUGGAGAAUCAAGAGGAGCGACCAAUUAGCUACAUGCUAAAGACCACCAGCAUGAGUGAGAAACUGCGUUGGAUAUGUGCUCUUACCCCCAACCGCAGGACACGAUUCCUCUCAGCCAGUGCACACACAGCAGAUUCUCCCCAGGUGCAAUGUAUUCAGUCGUACUCAGCUCAGGAGCCUGAUGAGUUGUCUGUGGAGAUGGCUGACAUUCUGCUUGUACUUGAAGAAACGAAUGACGGCUGGAUGAUGGGUGAGCGUCUGCAUGAUGGAGAACGUGGUUGGUUCCCGUGCCGUGUAGUGGAGGACAUUAAAAGUUUUGAGAUUCGAGCUCAGAACCUGCGGGAGUGUGAGAGAAUCCAGCAGGCUCAGGGGGGAGGAGGAGCCUCCAGGGGGCGCUGGACCCACAAAAACACAUCUUACACACCCACCUGGACUGACCAAUCAAAGCAGGAGUUCUGAGUUAACCCCCUG